AUGGCCGCCCAAUUAGUCGCCUUACCGGCGAUUGAACGUCUCAGCCCCAGAGUCAUUCGCAUCUUGGGGGGCAAUCCGGGCAAAUUUACGUUACAAGGCACAAACACCUAUCUGAUUGGCACUGGCCGCCGCCGCAUCCUUAUUGACACUGGCGAGGGCCGGAGGGCCUGGCUGGACGACCUCAAGGCCACACUCGAGAAAGAGAAUGCGAUUGUUGAGAGUGCCCUUAUCUCUCACUGGCACUAUGACCAUGUCAACGGGAUUGAAGACCUCCGGGGUCUCUCGCCGGGUGUUCGCAUCUAUAAGAAUGAACCGGGCAAAGAUCAGUUGGCCAUUGAGGAUGGCCAAACCUUUGAGACAGAAGGGGCCACUUUGACGGCUUCGCAUACACCGGGUCACACUACCGACCACAUGACGUUCUGGCUGGCCGAGGAAGGUUCCAUGUUCACGGCGGACAACGUGCUCGGUCAGGGCACGGCUGUAUUUGAGAAUCUGGGAGUAUAUCUUUCAAGCUUGGACAAGAUGCGGAGUAUCUUCAAAACAAAGGGGAGGGCAUAUCCCGGUCAUGGACCCGUGUUGGAGGACGGUCUUUCGAAAAUUGUCGAGUAUAUCGAGCAUCGAAAACAGAGAGAGGAACAGGUUGUACGGACUCUCCGGACGCAGAAGGAUGAGGGAGGCGUUGCUUGGACUGCGAUGGAAAUAGUCAAAGUCGUUUACGCUGAUGUCAGGGAGGAUCUCCACCCCGCCGCCUGCGGAGGAGUAGUUCAGAUUUUGGAGAAGCUUAAGGUGGAAGGAAAGGUGGAACAGGGAGGAGAGAGUCAAUGGCAGCUUACAAGACACUCCCCAAGUCUAUAA
Messenger RNA from Clonostachys rhizophaga, 855 nucleotides. Lineage: Eukaryota; Fungi; Ascomycota; Sordariomycetes; Hypocreales; Bionectriaceae. The record is from the annotation of a GenBank genome assembly.